Molecule: messenger RNA, 1272 nt
Organism: Drosophila yakuba
Lineage: Eukaryota; Metazoa; Arthropoda; Insecta; Diptera; Drosophilidae
Exons: 2
Coding region: 143-1078 (311 amino acids)
Source: RefSeq, a predicted model, not a curated record
UGGUAUCCCAUACUAUUCAAACCAGAAUAAAUCUGAAAGGGGUUUCAGAGUUGUUAUUCGUCACCUGCACCCCUCUACCCCUUGCUCGUGGAUCACCAGCGAGCUGCAGAAGCUCGGCCACCAGACUAAGUUCACAAGGAACAUGACAAAUCCUGCAACUGGUGGUCCGAUGCGGAUGCACGAGGUAGAAAUUGUCUCGGCCAUGGACGGAAGCCACCUUAGGAUCCUCUCCAUUAAACAGCUAGGAGGACAAAAAGUGGAAAUCGAAAGGAAAAACAGGACGAGGGAACCGGUCCAGUGCUUCAGGUGCCAGGGAUUCAGGCAUGCUAGGAACACAUGUAUGAAGCCCCCAAGGUGCAUGAAGUGCGCUGGCCAGCAUUGGUCUAGUGAGUGCACUAAGCCAAGAUCAACCCCCGCCACCUGUUCAAACUGCCAAGGAAACCACAUCAGCGCAUAUAAGGGGUGCCCUGCCUAUAAGGCAGAGAAGCAAAAAUUAGCAGUCAACAGGAUAGAUUUUCACAAAAUUAGGACAAUAAUGGACGCAAAAAGCAACAAUAACGAACGUCAGCCCCGCCCCCCUUUCAACAAGACCCCCCGACUACCCUAUAGUACCGAAAUGGCCGAAGCCCGAAAGGAAGCCGCCAGGAAGUCUGCAAUGAACCCGUUCCGGCAAAAUGUGAAGGAUAGUAGGCCAAACCUACCGUACCUUUCUUCACAUGAAAUCGCCAUCCAAAAACGCCUAAAUAAAUGGCGCCGGAGUACAAACAAGGCCUCCACAAAUAGCAGGACCAAUCCUAAGAACGGGCUUCGAAAGGAACAAAAAAAGGUAGAAAAAGCUAUGGAGCACAAACAGGGAAAAGACGACAGCCCCCCGACAACGAGCAGAGCUGCUUUGGCAAAUCUAAAGCCAAAGAUAGUCAAGGAGACAACGCCCUCACCACAAAAUAUCAACACUUUUCCAGAAAAUAGCCAACCCGACGACCCAGUCAUUAAACUGGCAAAUAGAGUUGACAACCUGGAAAAGAAAAUUGAUAUAUUAAUGGCCUUAAUUAUACAAGCAAGAAAUCCGGACGAAUAAACCUCUUGACGACGUAUUCCUGCUGACCCCCACGAUGAAGACGUAAAGGAUGCCACCCACUAGGACCAGCAUAUACGAAACUGGAAGCUGAUGGACAGGAGAAGGAUCAACGCGCAGCAAAAACAUGAUGAAUUUAAGUCGACUCAUUGCAGCAGCGUAUGCACAACGUCACUUAUCUGAAUUUUUUGCUGCAA